AGGCAGAGCCGCUCAGCAGUCCGCUCCAGGUCCGCUGGGUUCGGAUGGGGUCCGGUUCCGAUUGUUUCCCUUCAGUCAGUCUGUGGGAUGUUCUGGUUCUGGUUCCGGUUCUGCUCCUCUUCAGGAUGGGAGCCGCUGGGUCCAAGAAGAGGAACCUGAGGACUGAUGCCUUCUGCUCCGCCAAAGUUCGAGCAGCCAGAGCAUUUGGAGAACAUCUGUCCAACACAAAUCCAGAAAACCACAACGGGGCAGAUCGUCUUUUGUCAGACUCAUUCGCUGGUCAGGACUGUGACUCUCCAGACGUCGGUGGCUUUCAGAACAAAACCCUUCCAACGCACAGACCGCACAAAAGUCUGGCCCUAACUAAGCCCAGCCGCCCCCAUCAGCCCAGUCCCAGGUCAAAUCCACAGGUGCUCCCUCAGGUCGACCCCAUCAGGACUCAAGGCCUUCCAGGGCCCUCAAAACGUCGACUCUCUGUAGAGCGAAGCCUCUCCUCAGAGGACCCACCAAGUGCCAGAGGUUCCCAGGGCAGCGUUGCUCUGAGGCCGUCUAGAGUUUACACAAUAACAAGGGAAGGCAGGAUGACUCUGGGGGGCGCUGGUCGCCAGGAGGCUGUAGAGCUGGAGGUGCUGAAGGGGCCCAGGGAGCCCCAGCCCUCCAACCCUGCCAUCCACACCCAGUCCUCAGCUGCGGCUAUUCGAGGUAGCCACACCCACAGCAGCCAUAGUCGCACUAGCCAUCACCAUAGCAACCAGCUACAAGGGGGCCCUUCAACAGCCUCCCAGCCACUACAGAGCUCCAGGAGUGCCAGCGACAUCGGCGACUGGUGGGUCAGGAGAGGAGGGUCCAGGGAGGACUACAGCCCAGACUGUGUGGCCUGCAUUCGGGCCCCGUGUCAAAGCCAGCGGUCCCUGGACCUGGACUCGUCCCCACAGGAUGGAGAAAAGCACCGAAAGAAGCUGGAGAGGGUCUACAGCGAGGACCGGACGUCCACUGACAACAAAGAUGAGGGGUCUAAUAGCUGGUUCCCCAAGGAGAACAUGUUCAGCUUUCAGACGGCCACCACCACCAUGCAGGCCAUAUCGGCUUUCCGUGGCAUUGCUGAGCGAAAGAGGCGCAAAAGAGAGCAGGAGACAGCCGCCAUGAUGGAGAGAAACUUCCGUAAACAGCUGAGGAUGGUGGGCAGCCGCAGGGUGAAGGUCCAGACCUUGGUCGCCCGCCGAGCCCAGAGCUUCAGCCGCUCCUGGAGUGACCCCUCCCCCGUCCAGCCUGAGUCUGCUUCUGACUCCAGAGACGGUGCAGAGCUGCAGACCUCCUCAGGGACUCUGGAUGAAGGGUUGGGUGAGGAUGCUGAGUGGGAGGAGGAGAGGCUGUCCUGCCAAGGAGAGGAUUUCAUCCCGCCUAAAGUUAUGCUCAUCUCCUCUAAAGUACCGAAGGCCGAAUAUGUUCCCAACAUCAUCCGGAGGGACGAUCCCUCCAUCAUCCCUAUUCUAUACGACCAUGAACACGCCACCUUUGAUGACAUCCUGGAGGAGAUAGAGAAGAAGCUGAGUUCCUACAGGAAAGGCUGCAGAAUCUGGAACAUGCUGAUUUUCUGCCAGGGGGGUCCAGGGCAUCUCUACCUGCUGAAGAAUAAAGUUGCGACCUUCGCCAAGGUAGAGAAGGAGGAAGACAUGGAGCAGUUCUGGAGGCGUCUCAGCAGGCUGAUGAGCAAACUGAACCCGGAGCCUAACCUGAUCCACGUAAUGGGCUGCUAUGUGCUGGGAAGUGCUAAUGGAGAAAAGCUUAUUCAGACUUUGAAGAGGCUGAUGAGGCCUUCAAUUGUUGAAUUCAAGUCCCCGCUGGAGCUGUCGGCCCAGGGUAAAGAAAUGAUCGAGAUGUACUUCGACUUCCGCCUGUACCGCCUCUGGAAGAGCCGCCAGCACUCCAAGCUGCUGGACUACGACGACCUCAUCUGACCCCGCCGGCCCCCAUGAGGCUUUUCAGCCAGUUCUAACCGGUCUGAGCCUGCAGCUGCACGGCGGCGGGGUGGCGGCCAUCUUGAACGACCAUCAGGACUCCGGCUCUGCAGCAGAGCGGCAGCGGCGAGCCAGGAGGCGUUUGUUUCUUUCUUGGACAGGCAGACGGUGGCCUCGUAGAGACGUCUGUAACCGUCAGCCAUUUUCAUUUCUGCCUCCCUCUGGAGGGGGGCGGGAGGAGAGGUCAGCCAUCGUCUUCGCCUGGAUGCGUCAGUGAUGCUGACGGAGAACAGCAGCCUAGCUGUUUCAUUCCUUCAGCAGGACUCAGCUCUCUGAGGCUCCUAACCAUCAGAAGGAUUCCUUUCUUUUCUCAAAGGAAGCAGAAUUAGAUGUAAAUAAAGAGGAUUCUGAGUGACGGCGUCUUAGAAACAGCUUUCAUUUCUACUAAACCUUUAGGUUUGCAAACUAGAAAGUAUAGAUGUAUUUCAUGCAGACUGUUGUCUAAACUCAGGUGAAACCCUUCUGUAGGUCAGAGCUGAAGGCGUUUUUAAGCCCCGCCUCCUCAGAGGAAUAUGGCUGCUCUGCCGGAUGUUCAGACUGAUCAUUUAUUAUCACCUCACAUGAAGCAGGUGCAGAAAAAAUUACUUUGGAUAUUUUAGCAUUUUUCUAUUUAUUAUUCUAGAUUUAACUUGAAUGAAAUGAAGUAGCAAUGAUUAGGAAAGGCAAUACUGUGUUUGAUGUUAGAGCUGUUAUCAAACCGUUUUUAAUAGGAGCCUAGAUUAUAAAGCUGCGUUCACACCAAACUCAGCAGGAGCAGCAAAAACGCGUCUGCUGCUUCCUUUUUGAUGCUCGUACCAGUUUAUUUCUGACGCGCGGCUGAAGCAGCUUUGCUGUUCUGGCUGCGCGGUCGACAAUUUGGUUUGACGCGCGUUGGGCGGAGCUACCCCAUCCUUUCUUUGUCCUGCAGCCAUAUUUGCUGUGACCAGCGGGUAAAAGUAGUUAGAAUCUAUGUUGAAGUGAGAAAGUCCUCCUGAAAACAUGGUCUGUGCAGUCAGUUCAUCCAGAUUACCAUCCUGCCUUCAAAGAUUAUUUC
Messenger RNA from Cyprinodon tularosa, 3051 nucleotides. It is a transcript of the gene nsmfb, whose product is annotated as NMDA receptor synaptonuclear signaling and neuronal migration factor b. Gene Ontology annotation, biological process: positive regulation of neuron migration; regulation of neuronal synaptic plasticity. Gene Ontology annotation, cellular component: cytoplasm; nucleus. Bases 45 to 1958 code for a protein of 637 amino acids. The record is from RefSeq and is a predicted model, not a curated record. The transcript has 16 exons. Lineage: Eukaryota; Metazoa; Chordata; Actinopteri; Cyprinodontiformes; Cyprinodontidae.